UUGCAAACCAGUAUUUCACAGCUUCAGCUCGUCACAGCUUCCUGUGUGGUGUGCAGCUCGUCAGUUUGAGCAAGAGGACUGCACACUGACAGACUCUUCUGGUUUCAAAAUAAAGAAGCAGAUCCAGUAAUCCAAAAAUGUCGAACCCAGUGGUCACCCAACCAGGUGCAGGCAGCUUUGGGACAAAUGUCCAAACAGGAGAGUGGAGCACAGGCCUGUGCUCCUGCUUCAGUGACUUGUUUGUCUGUGCUCUUGGUUGCAUCUGUCCAGUUGCACUGAGCUGCUACACAGCUAAUAAGUAUGGAGAAAACUGCUGCUUGGGUUGUGUGCCAGGAGGCACAGCAGCCUUAAGGACUCAUAUGAGACUGACCUACGGCAUUCAAGGAACAAUAACCAAUGACGCCUUGAUGACCUUUUGCUGCGGACUUUGCGAGAUCUGCAGGAUGGCGCGAGAAAUCCACAUCAGGAAUGGAGAAAUGUAAUCGCAAGAAGACAUAAAGGAUUCUGGCCCACUAUAUACAGUAUUUUCAGUUUGUUGAUUCUGUCCAGCUAUUGUGGAAAUCAUUUCUUUAUUCUUGUAGCGGGCCUAGCGUUCAUGCGCACUGCAAAUAAGGGGGGGCUAAUGAACAAUGCAUCCAUGUUUAUCAAUCGUAAUAUGUUACCUGUUGCCUUCUGUGUAUCUGUGUAACUGCCUAACAAAGUGCUAGUACUGAUCUGCAUUACUGUAAAUAAACUGCAUUCUUCAGUCACUCACAACAUGAUUAAGCAUGAUUUAAGCAUAAACCAUUUUGUUCAACAUUGUCAAUAAAAGAUAUCAACUUAUUUUGGUGAAUAUAAACUAUUUCUUAAACCAGUGCUUCCCAAAGUUUGUGGUUCGUGACCCUUCAAAUAAAGAGUGUACUUGAGA
This is a messenger RNA of Anarrhichthys ocellatus (wolf-eel), 907 nucleotides long. RefSeq names its product cornifelin-like. The record is from RefSeq and is a predicted model, not a curated record. Bases 138 to 482 code for a protein of 114 amino acids. Lineage: Eukaryota; Metazoa; Chordata; Actinopteri; Perciformes; Anarhichadidae. The transcript has 4 exons.